AUGGACACAGGCCCUAAGCUUAGACGACAGAUGAAUCCAAGAUACAGAGCAAAUUGGUUUUCAAUUCUAACUUUUGGAUGGACGUUGGAAACUUUUAAAUUUGGCUACAGUCGCGACAUAAAAGACAGUGAUCUAUAUGCCCCUCUACCUGAACAUCGAUCACAUGAUCUAGGAAACUCUGUUGAAAAGGCUUGGGAAAGAGAAGUGGAGAUAGCCCGAACUCGUGAAAAAAAUGCUAAACCUAGUCUUUGGCUCGUUAUCUUCAAGGUGUUCGGAUCUGAAUUUAUGUUGUACGGUCUAAUACUUGCCGCAAUGGAAUUCUUGAUAAGAUUACAACAACCUCUGUUUCUGGGAUUGUUACUACGUUACUACAGUCCGAUUCAAGACGCGAACAUUGGUAAUCUCACGAUGAGUUCAACGUAUUUAUCCCGUCUUUUUAACUAUUACGAGAUAGAUAGCAGUGUAACUUGGGGAGAGGCGGUUUUCUUUGCUUUUGGUAUUGUUUUCUGUAGUACAUUGAACGUGAUGGUACAACACCCUAUUAUGAUGAGUAUUAUGCAUUUGGGCAUGAAAAUAAGAGUAGGCAUGUGCAGCCUCAUAUACAGAAAAGCAUUAAAAGUUAGCUUGCAAGUUAUAUCUGAAAACAGCGCUGGUUUGGUCGUAAAUUUAAUGGCAAAUGAUGUCAAUCGAUUUGAUUCGGGACCGAUUUUCGCACAUUAUCUUUGGAUUGGACCUUUGGAGACGUUGUUAAUGACUGUGUAUCUGUAUCGCGAAAUGGGAUUGCCCGCAAUAUAUGGCUCGCUAGUACUCAUCGUUGCCAUUCCAUUUCAGAUAUUCCUUGGAUGUCAAACGGCGUAUUAUCGAAAAGCAACCGCAGUGACGAGCGACGAACGUGUAAAUUUAAUGAAAGAAAUUAUAAUAGGUAUAGAAGUGAUCAAGAUGUACACUUGGGAAAAACCAUUCCAACGUAUAAUAGAUAUUGUUAGACGGCACGAAAUUCACUACAUCAAGAUGACAUCGUACAUUCGUGGAGUGAUAAUGUCUUUUAUAAUGUUCAUCUCCCGUUUUGCAAUAUUCUUCACUGUUUUGCUCUACGUGACGUUUGUCGGUCAAAUAACCGUUGAAAAUGUUUUUUUCCUAACAAGCUAUUACAACAUCACUAAGCAAACGAUGUGUUUGUAUUUCCCUCAAGCAAUAGGCCAGAUCGCUGAAAUGAACGUGGCUGUUCAAAGAAUCAGAGAUUAUCUUAUAAGCGAGGAAUGUCAAAUUCAACCUAGAAUUACAUCUGAGGAUAAAUCACAAAAAGAAAGUACCAGAAAACGAGUCAGGGUUGACGAAACAUUUAAACAAAUUGCUGUUCAGUUUGAUGAAGCUGGUACGAAAUGGAUAAAUUCGGAUAAAAAAGGAGACGUAGAAAAUUUAAAUUUGACUAUUUAUUCUGAAACAAUGGCCAUUGUAGUUGGAUCAGUAGGUUCUGGUAAAUCAACUUUACUACAUUUGAUUCUUAAAGAACUGCCAUGCACUACAGGUAGUGUCGAAGUGAACGGAAUUGUUAGCUACGCCAGUCAAAACCCAUGGCUAUUCGUAGGCUCCGUGAGACAAAAUAUUCUGUUUGGACAGCCUUAUAAAAAGGCUAGAUAUGUGGAAGUGUGCAAGGUAUGCGCUCUCGAAAGGGAUAUUUCUUUGUUUCCGCACGGAGAUAAAACGGUCGUUGGAGAACGUGGACUAUCAUUAAGUGGAGGACAACGUGCCCGUAUCAAUUUAGCAAGAGCUGUAUACAAAGAAGCAGAUAUUUAUUUGUUGGACGAUCCACUGUCGGCUGUUGAUACACAUGUUGCAAAGCACAUUUUCGAAGAAUGCAUAAAAAGAUUCCUGUCAAACAAAACCGUCCUCUUAGUUACGCAUCAACUACAGUUCAUUAAAUCAAUGGAUCAAGUCAUCAUUAUGGACAAAGGAAAAAUAAUCGCGGAAGGUGGCUUUGAGGGCUUAAGCGACAGAGAACUAAAGAUACUAGAAUUUAUACAAGAGAACGCAAAAGAAACGCAUGAAGACGAAAGCGCCCCAGCUUUACAAGGAAGCUCGAUUCAACCGAGCACAAUCAGUUUACACGGCAGACAUUACUCUGUACUGAUCGAUACAAGCCUUAUUGAUCAAAAACCUGAGAGCGAAUCACAAACAAUAGGCCGAGUCAAGGGUUCGGUGUACCGUGACUAUUUCCUCUCUGGCGCAUCGUGUCCAUGCGUUGCGAUCGUCUGUGUCAUGUUCUUUCUGGCACAGUUCUGUGCUAGCGCAUGCGACUAUUGGAUCAGCCGAUGGAGCGCCGUCGAGGACAGACUUACGGGUGAUGCAACCAUGGAUAUUGCUAUAUGGGACGAACAGCGACUGGUCCGAAACGAUUUCGUGAUCAUAUUUGCAGUGAUUACGACAGCAACUAUUGUUGUCGCUUUAAUAAGAGCCUUCCUGUUCUUCUCUUUGUGCAUGAAAUCUUCUAUCCGGCUACACGACAACAUGUUUGAGUCCAUAUCUAGAUCACCGAUGAACUUCUUCCACAGUAACCCGUCUGGAAGGGUAUUAAAUAGAUUUAGCAAAGACAUGGGUGCCAUUGAUGAAUUAUUACCUCAAGCAAUGAUAGAUUGUUUUCAGAUUAUGUUGAAUCUGGUUGGAGUUAUAACUGUCAUACUAUUAAUAGACAUAGCCUUAUUAAUACCGAUAGUGUCAGCUCUGAUAAUAUUCUAUAUAUUGCGUGUAAUUUACAUUCGCACCACGGGCGCAGUGAAACGUCUAGAAGGAAUAACUCGCAGUCCUGUGUUCAGUCAUGUUAAUGCGACCGUGUUAGGAUUGGCAACGGUACGUUCGUUCGACGCUGAAUUCCUAUUGGCUCAGGAGUUUGAUCGGCAUCAAGACCUCCACAGUGGGGCCUGGUACCUCUUCAUAUCAUGCAGCAGAGCCUUUGGAUAUUUCCUAGACGUCAUCUGUUUGAUGUUUAUAAUAUGCGUAACCUUUAGUUGUUUGAUGAAAACUGAAUUUGAAGGCAGCAGUAUUGGUUUGGCCAUAACCCAAUGUAUUUCUUUGACUGGAAUUUUUCAAUGGGGCAUGCGGCAAUCGGCCGAAAUGGAAAAUCAAAUGACGAGCGUUGAGAGAGUACUUGAAUACACGAAACUACCAAGAGAAGCUGCACUGAAAAGCGAACCCAAUAAGAAACCGCCUCCAGACUGGCCUUCACAGGGACGCAUAGAUUUUGAAGACCUGAGUCUCAAAUAUAGUCCUGACGGAAAUCUUGUUUUGCACAACCUGCAAUUCAGCAUUCUGCCAAAAGAAAAGGUGGGAAUUGUUGGAAGGACAGGUGCUGGAAAGUCUUCAGUUAUAGCUGCCCUAUUCCGGUUGGCGUAUUUGGAAGGUGCAAUUAUAAUCGACGGAAUCGAUAUUACAAAUAUCGGACUGCACGAUUUAAGGGAAAAAAUAUCGAUAAUUCCACAAGAGCCGGUUCUGUUUAGUGGAACAAUGAGGAAAAAUUUGGAUCCUUUUGAUGAGUAUUCGGACGAGGUCUUGAUAAAUGCACUGAAAAGUGUAGAGUUGCAAGGCGAAGGAGAGAGCGUCGGUGUACUUUACAAAGACGUGUCUGAAGGUGGAUCAAACUUCAGUGUGGGAGAACGCCAACUCGUAUGUUUAGCGAGAGCCAUCGUCCACAACGACCGAAUUUUAGUACUGGACGAGGCGACCGCUAAUGUCGAUGCUCAAACAGACUCCUUGAUUCAAAACACCAUAAGGGAACACUUCAAAGAAUGCACUGUGCUUACCAUUGCGCACAGAUUGAACACUGUUAUAGAUUCUAACAAGAUUUUGGUGCUAGACGCGGGUCGUCUGGUAGAGUUCGACCAUCCUCAUAUACUUCUGCAAAACAAGAGAGGGCAAUUUCGUAAAAUGGUGCAGGAAACAGGCCCGUCGAUGUCGAAUUUACUCCACAAACUAGCCUCUCAGAACUACAAGAAGAGCAAGAUUUAGAAAUAAAAACACAUUGAUUUAGAUAACAAUAUAAUCGUUUAUUAUGAAUAAUGUUAUGUUAUAG
Molecule: messenger RNA, 4066 nt
Organism: Bombyx mandarina (wild silkworm)
Lineage: Eukaryota; Metazoa; Arthropoda; Insecta; Lepidoptera; Bombycidae
Product: ATP-binding cassette sub-family C member 4
Biological process (GO): transmembrane transport
Cellular component (GO): membrane
Molecular function (GO): ABC-type transporter activity; ATP hydrolysis activity; ATP binding
Source: RefSeq, a predicted model, not a curated record